Molecule: messenger RNA, 1548 nt
Organism: Kluyveromyces lactis
Lineage: Eukaryota; Fungi; Ascomycota; Saccharomycetes; Saccharomycetales; Saccharomycetaceae
Gene: GLO3
Product: ADP-ribosylation factor GTPase-activating protein
Exons: 1
Coding region: 1-1548 (515 amino acids)
Biological process (GO): COPI coating of Golgi vesicle
Molecular function (GO): GTPase activator activity
Source: RefSeq, a predicted model, not a curated record
AUGGCUAGCAUUGACGAAUCGGGAGAAGUGUACUGUGACAAGGAAGUCGUGACUAAAGUGUUUGCUAGACUGACAACCAAGUCUGAAAACAGGGCAUGCUUCGACUGUGGCGCCAAAAAUCCUACCUGGACUUCAGUUCCGUUCGGUGUUCUUCUUUGCAUCGAUUGUUCCGGUGAGCACAGAAAUAUGGGUACCCAUAUUACUUUUGUGAAGUCAAGUAAUUUGGACAAAUGGACUGUCAACAAUUUGAGAAGGUUCAAACUUGGUGGUAACGAUAAGGCAAAGGAUUUUUUCUUAAAGAACAACGGCAAACAAUAUUUGGGUUCUUCUAGCAACCGGAUGGCUAAAUAUACAAGCCAGGUAGCCAAGAAAUGGCAGAGCCAUUUGAAUCAAAAAGUGGCUAGAGACGCUGAACAACAUCCAGGUGAAAUUGUAUUUUCAGCAGAAGAUGAACAAGAAUUCACAGGGGGCAGUUCUGGUUCUUCAAAGAGCAACAGCGUUGAUGAUUUCUUCUCAAACUGGGAAAAGCCUGUAAACCAAAGUAACAUAUCUUUGACGUCAUCUCCUAGAAAUUUAACACCAACCAAUACUGGCAAUAGGAAUGGUUCUUCUAUUCUGUCCGGAAGUGGUUCUGCCAACAAAACCAGCAACGGUGCUAGAUCCACUACAACUAAGAGAACUACUUUGACAGGAUCAGCAGGCUCUUCUCAAGCAAAGAAACAUUCCAUCCUUUCCUCCUCUCGUAAGUCAAAGAAACCGGUUGCAGCCAAGAAGGUGGAUGCUGAUUUGUUUGAUCAAUUCGAAAAAGAAGCCAAGGAAGAGGAAGAAUUGGCCUCAAGUCUCGCCACCACUUCCCUUAACUCCAAUAAUUUAUCGAAUUCCAUAUACGAUGCCACUCCUGCGCCAUUCCAACAAAAAUCUGGUUUCAGCUCUAGCAGCAAAAUAACCAAGCCAUCUACCAAUGUCGAAGACGCGGAGGACGACGAAUGGUCCAACAGAUACAAUGAUGGUAUUACUUUCGAUCAAAUCAAUGCUUCCAAUGUAGGAUUAACUGGAAGCAAAGAUGCGGCAAAACCAAAGUUGGCUAAACUUGGGUUUGGUAUGACUUCCAAUAAUGCAGAAAAGGAACAAAACAAAACUAACGAAUCAAGGAGGGCUGCCUCUGGUCCAAAGUACACAGGUAAGAUUGCCCAAAAAUUCGGAGAACAAAAGGGUAUCUCUUCAGACCAGGUGUUUUCUCGUGGAAGCUACGAUGACGAGGCAAGUAAAGAAGCUCAAGAAAAACUCAGACAGAACUUCAGUAAUGCCACAUCUAUUUCUUCAGCCUCAUACUUUGGCGAAGGCCAGAGCGAAGAUCAGUUCGACGAAUUUGGAAGACCAUUGAAUCCACAAAAUGGAACAAGAACAAACAGAAGCGGUUCUCUUGGCGGACGAAACUUCAUGGAGUUCACGUCUGGUGCUGAUGACGAAUUUGACCUGUUGAAGAACGCUGUUGAACAAGGAGCGCAAAAGCUAGGAAACUACCUAAGAGAUUACAUGAGAAAUUAA